Lynx canadensis (Canada lynx) is the source of this 2528-nucleotide messenger RNA. RefSeq names its product E3 ubiquitin-protein ligase RNF113A-like. NCBI's taxonomy places the organism in Eukaryota, Metazoa, Chordata, Mammalia, Carnivora, Felidae. Gene Ontology annotation, molecular function: metal ion binding. Gene Ontology annotation, biological process: snoRNA splicing. The transcript has a single exon. The record is from RefSeq and is a predicted model, not a curated record. Gene Ontology annotation, cellular component: U2-type spliceosomal complex. The coding region runs from base 29 to 1063 and encodes 344 amino acids.
CAGCCAUUCUGGAGCUUGGGACUCUAAAAUGGCAGAGCAGCUUUCUCCGGGAAAGACAACAGACCAGGUGUGUACCUUCCUCUUCAAAAAGCCUGGUAGACAAAAAGGGGCUGCAGGCUGCAGAAAGCGCCCCGUCUGCAACCGGGAGUCUGGAGACGGCAGCAGCAGCAGCAGCAGUGACGAAGGCAGCACAGUGGUUCGCCCAGAAAACAAGCGGGUGAUCCACAAUCCGAUGAUACAGAAGACCCAUGGUGGUGGUAAACAGAGGGUGGCUGCUCUGUUGAGCAGCAAGGAGGAGGAGACCGAGCCCCAGAGCCUUGGCAUGGUGUACAAGUCCACCCGCUCCGCAAAGCCUGUGGGACCAGAGGAUAUGGGGGCGACUGCAGUCUACGAGCUAGACACAGAGAAGGAGCGUGACGCACAAGCCAUCUUUGAGCGCAGCCAGAAGAUCCAGGAAAAGCUAAGGGGCAAGGAAGAUGACAAGAUCUAUCGGGGGAUUAAUAAUUAUAAGAAAUACAUGAAGCCCAAGGAUACGUCUAUGGGCAAUGCUUCCUCCGGGAUGGUGAGGAAGGGCCCCAUCCGAGCUCCCGAGCAUCUUCGUGCCACUGUGCGCUGGGAUUACCAGCCCGACAUUUGUAAGGACUACAAGGAGACUGGCUUUUGUGGCUUUGGAGACAGCUGCAAGUUCCUCCAUGACCGUUCAGAUUACAAGCAUGGGUGGCAGAUCGAACGUGAGCUUGAUGAGGGUCGCUAUGGUGUCUAUGAGGAUGAAAACUAUGAAGUGGCAAGCGAUGAGAAGGAGAUACCAUUCAAGUGUUUCAUUUGUCGCCAGACCUUCCAGAAUCCAGUUGUCACCAAGUGCAGGCAUUAUUUCUGCGAGAGCUGUGCACUGCAGCAUUUCCGCACCACCCCUCGCUGCUAUGUCUGUGACCAGCAGACCAACGGUAUCUUCAAUCCAGCGAAAGAAUUAAUUGCUAAGUUGGAGAAGCAUCGACCUGCAGAAGAGGGUGGUGCUUCCAACUUCCCAGAAGAUCUAGAUGAGAGUCGAAUCCCCAUUACUUAGUUUUCCCAUUAUUCUCAUACCUCAAAAUAAAUAUUUUGUGCUAAGCAACGGAUUUGAAAAUGAGUACAGUAAGAGGGUAGGAAAAAAAAGAGGCCGAGGGACAUGCUAACCAUACUCUUGAAUCAGAACCUUUGCAGUUGCUGUUCCCUGUGUUUCUAGGACACUUCACCCUCAGAAUUCUAUAUGACUUACUCCCUCACAUUCUCCUGGUAUCCAUGCAAAUGUCAUCCAUUUAAGUGAGGACCUCACUGACUGCCUUAUUUAAAAUAGCAACACCAAUCCUGUCCCUAUCACUGUCUAUCCUCCUUCCUCUGUUUUUUCUCCAUAGAAUUUAUCACUGUCUGGUAUAUAUUUACUUGUUAUUUGCUUGUUUCUCUCUCUUCUCACUAGAACAUAAGCCCUAUAAAGAAUUUUGUUCCCGUUUCACUGCUGUGAUCACAAAAUAUCUCCCACCCCAACCCUGCAAAUACUUGACACACAGUAGGUUCUCAAUAUAUUUUUUAAAUGAACGAAUGAAAGAACAAACCAGAAAAAAGAGAUAAAAGGGAAAAGCUAACGAAGCAGGAGGAAAACCUGGAGGUAUCUCAGAGGCUAAAACAAAAAAAAAGGUUUGGAAAUGGAAUAUGGUCUAAUAUGUUAAAUGCUGCAGAAGGGUCCAGGAAGAUGAUAAAGCAACAAAUGCAUUACAUUUGGCAUUAUGAGAGUAACUGAUGGUGACAAGAGCAGUUUCAGUAUAGUGGUUAGGACAGGAGUCAGAAUUAUUAAGGGUGAGGCGAUACUAGGAGAUAAGGAAGUGGGAAUAGGGGCAGUAGGUAACGAAUUUGAGAAGCUGCUGUGAAGAAAAGUACGGGUAUAAGGCAGUUCAUAAAGAGGAAUAUGAGAUGAAGGAAGGGUGUAUUAUUUGCUCUGGAUUUUUAGUGGGGUAUUGAUUAUCUCCUGCCACAAUAUUGCUGGUUAACAAACAACCAUAAAACCUUAGUGGCAUUCGAUAAUACACAAUUUUUAUUUCCCUGGCGUGGUUAGCUAGGUGGCUUUGCUUUACGUCUGGAAUUUGGCUGAUGUAGGCUGGCUUCAGCUGGGAUUACUUAAGUAUGUUCCACGUGUCUCUCAUCCUCCACCAGCCUAGUCCAGGCAUGUUCUCCUCGUGACACUGAGCCACAAUACCUAAGUGGAAAUGGGCAAGUUCUCUUGCCAGUUCAGAACCAGGACACUGUCACUUUGUCUUCAUUCUCCUGACUAAAGCAAGCAAGAGGCCAGCUAGAUUCAAAGGAGAAGUAGUCCAGUUACUAUUGCUCUGAUGCAAACUGCCCUAAAACUUAGCAAUGAAAAAUAACCAUUUUAUUAUCCUUAACAAUGUCUUUGGGUCAGGAACUCAGACAGGGCACAGUAGGGUUGGCUUUCCUCUGCCCCAUGAUGUCUGAAACCUCAGUUGGUGAGAUUCAAAGACUAGGGACUGGAAUCAUCU